AUGAAUCAAAAUCCUAACACUCAAGAGUAUUCCGUUAUGAGCGACCCAAUACGAUCACGUUCAAUAAUAACUCCAAAUCAAAAGAACAAGGCCGUAUCUACCGCGCAAAUUGAGCAAUUAUGUGAUAAGAUUAGUAAAGCAAAUAUUAUUACGACGACACCAUAUGGAAAGCGUCAAGAAGAUAAAGGAAUUAGUCCUACUAAUUCUGAAAAUUCGGCUUCUUCGGGUCAUUCUAGUCGUUCAAGCAAUCAAACUAGCUCUACUCUUCUUUCUGAAGAUUCUUUAUAUAACAAUAAGAAUAUCUACAAUAGACAUUCAAAAAUAGCGGAAGAGAAUAAGGCUGAUGGUUUAUAUCAAAGUUCACCCGUUAUCUCACCACUUGAAAAAAUUAUGUCAAUUCAAUUAUCGCAAUCUGUUACAGCUACGCAAUCAUUGUUGAUGCCUAAUAAUCCUUCAAUGCAUGAUAAUACUUCUAAAGAAUUUAUCAUUCCGCAAACCAAUCCACGAUCUGACUGUAUUGCGUGUCGUUAUGGAAAUAUUUUAUUAAAGCCUUGUGGCCAUAGAAUGUGUGAACCAUGUGUCAAAAAGUUGCGUUAUGAUACCGUAAAAAGUUCUUUCAAGACAUAUUCCGAAUGCGUACACUGCAGCAAGGCUAUUGCAGAAUUCAAAACAAUUUCUUCAAUUCCGCCUGGAGGAGGGUUCUUUCCAACUCCAUCGAGCUUUUAUGAAAAAAUGCAACCGGCACAGCCUUGUUUAAAAAGCAUCCCGGAAAAGGUUCCUUUCGGUCCAAUUUCUUGGGUUUUUCCGGGUAUUACGCCUCCAAAUGCCCCAUUGGAAAUGCAAACUAUGACUGGCGAUAUUGCUCAUAAGACGCAGCAAAUUCAAUUUGGAGAACUUAGCAAAUUAGCAGUUCCGCACAACUGGCCUGUUGUAAAGCUUUCCAAUAUUCCUUGGGAUAUUUCUUUGAAGGAAGUCAAAACUUUUUUUUCGACAUUUAAGAUACCUAGUGUGUCUUCAUAUGGACAAAGCUUUCAUAUUAUCAUGGAUCGUUCAACAGGGAAAACUCUCUCUGAGGCAUAUAUUGAAUUUGCCACAGCUGCAGAAGCGCAACGUGCAGUUAAUACACGCAAUAUGAAACCUUUGAAAGGACGUCUUGUUUCGUGUACACAAUCAUGUCAAGAAGACCUGAUGAGAGCGGUAUUUCCGAAAUGGAAAGGAGAAUUUUCUGGAUGUGACGCAGUUAUCACUGAUGAGCUAUUACAAUCGGAUCGCUCUGUAUUGCGUACUCCUCUUAUCACGAGAGAAGAAAUCAACUCACUUCUUGUGCUCCAUUUCUCUCGUAAAUGCGCGGAGCGCCCAUUUGAGAAUAUUAUUAGUGUUCUCGUUAAGUUUCCUUUUCAUCAGGAUAAUCUUUAUUCGACAUUACAACGCGACCUUUUGUUUGAGAUGUUAAAGCUUGCAAUUGAGUCGCUUAAAAUUCAUUUGAGCAAGGAAUAUCAUCGCAUUGACGAAACCUUAUUAGAAAGAAUGAUGAGAGCGGGUAUUUUGACUCCAGUCUUUACUGAACGUCAAAAAUUAGUCAUACUUCAAGUGUCUAAUUUAACCCUUCCUGAAGAUCUGCAAGAUAGGGUUUGUCCCUACAAGAAAGAUGAUGCGUUGGAACAAUAUCACACUAAAACUCAACCAAAUCCGAUUUCAUCUUCCAUAUCUGUAUCGGUCGGAUUGAAUCUACUUCCCUCGGGAUUAUUUGACGCUAAUCAUAGUGAAUUAAGUCGCGAAUAUAAAGGUGGAUUUGAUCCAUUCAAAGAUGAUUACGAGAUGAGGAUGAAUUAUCUUCACAAAGAAUUAAAAUUAGCACAAGCACAUGUCAAAACUGUGGCAAAUAAUACACCUCAUAUUGCUAUUUCUCCUCCUAUUCAUCCUUCUCGAUUUGCCCCCAUGCAAGCAUUUGACGUAUGGAAACGAUUAAAUGAACAACGAAACAGGGACAUAAGAAGAAGCUUCGCGACUGGAAGGUCACAAAUUGUACCUCAAAACGGAAGGUCUCAUUUUAUGAAUCCGACAGGAAGGCAACAAAUUAUUCCUUCUUACCAACCUCGGAGUUUACCUACUCAACAAUAUUUUGAUAAAAGCAUUAACGCCAAUCCUUUUUUCGUUAAAGAUCGUUAA
Rhizophagus irregularis DAOM 181602=DAOM 197198 is the source of this 2169-nucleotide messenger RNA. The record is from RefSeq and is a predicted model, not a curated record. NCBI's taxonomy places the organism in Eukaryota, Fungi, Glomeromycota, Glomeromycetes, Glomerales, Glomeraceae.